This is a messenger RNA of Canis lupus familiaris (dog), 1678 nucleotides long. It is a transcript of the gene SEPTIN14, whose product is annotated as septin 14. The record is from RefSeq and is a predicted model, not a curated record. The coding region runs from base 147 to 1445 and encodes 432 amino acids. Gene Ontology annotation, molecular function: GTPase activity; molecular adaptor activity; GTP binding. Gene Ontology annotation, biological process: cytoskeleton-dependent cytokinesis. The transcript has 10 exons. Gene Ontology annotation, cellular component: cell division site; microtubule cytoskeleton; septin complex. NCBI's taxonomy places the organism in Eukaryota, Metazoa, Chordata, Mammalia, Carnivora, Canidae.
CUUGUUCCAGGGAGUUGCAAACAGUGUUGCAAACAUAAUGAAUAUUUGGUCCAUAACUUGGGACAGUAGAAAGAACACCAGCUUUGAAGUCAGUUCAGACCUGUGUCUGCUGCAUAGUUGAAAUUGUGAGCAACUUUCAGCCUGGUAUGGCAGAAAAACCAAUGUGUAUGCCCAUACAAAUACCCCAUGAUGAAGAUAUGCAAAAAGGAGAUAGUGUCCGUUGCUUAACAAUGCUUGGUCAUUUUGGUUUUGAAUGUUUGCCUCAUCAAUUGGUGAACCGAUCUAUCCAACAAGGAUUCUCUUUUAAUAUUCUGUGUGUGGGAGAAACUGGGAUUGGAAAAUCAACACUCAUUGACACAUUAUUCAAUACUAAUUUGAAAGACAAAAAAUCCUCGCAUUUUUACUCAAAUGUUGGACUUAAAAUUCAGACAUAUGAACUUCAAGAAAAUAAUGUUCAAUUGAAAUUAACUGUUGUGAGAACUGUGGGAUAUGGUGAUCAAAUAAACAAAGAAGCCAGCUACCAACCUAUAGUUGACUAUGUAGAUGCUCAAUUUGAGGCUUAUCUUCAAGAAGAAUUGAAAAUUAAACGUUCCUUCACUGACUACCAUGAUUCCCGUAUACAUGUGUGCCUUUACUUCAUUUCACCUACAGGACAUUCUCUGAAGUCUCUUGAUCUAUUAACAAUGAAAAACAUUGACAGUAAGGUGAACAUUGUACCAUUGAUUGCCAAAGCAGAUACAAUUUCUAAAUAUGAUUUACAGAAGUUCAAGUGUAAAAUAAUGACUGAAUUGGUUAGUAAUGGCAUCCAGAUAUAUCAGUUUCCAACAGACGAUGAACCUACUGCUCAGGCGAACUCUUCAAUGAAUGGACAAUUACCAUUUGCUGUAGUAGGGAGUAUGGAUGAAGUGAAAGUUGGAAAAAGAAUGGUCAGAGGCCGUCAGUACCCUUGGGGAGUUUUACAAGUGGAAAAUGAAAAUCACUGUGAUUUUAUCAAGCUCCGGGAUAUGCUUCUUUGUAUAAAUAUGGAAGACCUGAAAGAACAAACCCACAUUCAGCACUACGAAUGGUACAGAUGCUGCAAACUGAAGAAAAUGGGCUUUACUGAUGUGGGUCCAGACAACAAGCCACUUAGUUUUCAAGAGAUCUAUGAAGCCAAAAGACAAAAGUUCUAUGAUCAAUGUCAGAGGGAAGAAGAAGAAUUGAAACAAAAAUUUAUGCAGCGAGUAAAGGAAAAAGAAACAACAUUUAAAGAAUCUGAAAAAGAGCUACAGAAAAAGUUUGAUCAUCUUAAAAGAGUCCAACAAGAGGAGACAAUGAAACUUGAGGAGGAGAGAAGACAACUGGAAGAAGAAAUAAUAGAUUUUUAUAAAAUGAAGGCUGUUUCUGAAACAUUACAGACUCAAGUGUGCACCAACAUAAAGAAAGAGAAAGAUCGUAAGAAAUAGUCCUCUCUUACUAUUCUGUGCAUUGUAGAACCCUAUCAUGCUCAGUUCUACAUUCCUAUGAGAUUACCUUCAUAGUACUUAAUUGUACUAAUUUUUAAAAUUUGUAUUCUUAUUGUAUAUAUUCCCCAACUAGAAUGUUAACUCCUCAAGAGCAGGUACCCUGAUCAUCUUGUUGGAUUCUGUAUCCUCAGUGUUUACAAUAAAGUUUCCAUUCAAUAAAUAUUUGCUAAAAA